This is a messenger RNA of Perkinsus marinus ATCC 50983, 294 nucleotides long. RefSeq lists its product as hypothetical. The annotation marks the transcript as partial. The transcript is spliced from 3 exons. The record is from RefSeq and is a predicted model, not a curated record. NCBI's taxonomy places the organism in Eukaryota, Perkinsozoa, Perkinsida, Perkinsidae.
AUCGAUUCUAUGUUUCGGGAGAUUGACCGGACACUAGCCGAGAAGCGAGGAGAGACCAACUCUGACAAUCGUAGCAGGUCCCGGUCACGGGAACGGGAGCUGAUUCCAACUGCAGGGAAAAGAGGUAAAGGAGCGCAUGAUGAUACUAUGAAUUGCCCGCCUGAGCUCGGGCAUGGCCUCGAGGGGAAGCCCUUACCAGGCACUAUGGAAGAAGCACGGCUGCUGCUCGCCACGAGUUUGGAGUCAGAGCAUGCUCCAGUUAGCGAGGCCCGUCCCGAUGACCCAUACGAAUCA